Messenger RNA from Mixia osmundae IAM 14324, 1457 nucleotides. RefSeq lists its product as uncharacterized. Bases 39 to 1109 code for a protein of 356 amino acids. The transcript is spliced from 2 exons. The record is from RefSeq and is a predicted model, not a curated record. Lineage: Eukaryota; Fungi; Basidiomycota; Mixiomycetes; Mixiales; Mixiaceae.
ACCACUUCGGCGUGGAUCGUCAUCGUCUAGUCAGCUUCAUGCUGGCUCGUGCAACAGUCAGAUCACUGCCAUGCACAUGUACCAGCCAGAAUGUGCCUCCCAAGUCCUACCUUGGCAGCAGCGAGCCGUCAAGUAGCCGAUCGAGGCUGCACACGACCACGAAGCGAUCUGCAAUCGAAGCACAGUCGACGGGCCGACCAGACCUCGCUUAUCCAGCUCAUCUCAGUCAGCCUACGCCAUUCGAGCUCUUCCACCUGCCGCGAUCGGCCACGAAGCGUCAGAUUAAGGCGAGAUAUUAUGAUCUCGUGAGGCAGCAUCAUCCUGAUUCUGUGACGGCCUCGCCGGCUGCCAUGGCGCUCCCAGCAACGCCAAAGGGGAAAGGGAAGGCAACAGAGCACGAUGUCUAUAUCGAACGUUUCAAGAAAAUUGUUGCGGCUUACGAGCUACUGAAAGAUGACCGGCGACGCCUUGACUACCUGCGCGCCGGUAUCGGCUGGUCAGGUUCCGCGCCCGGCUCGGCAGCAGCAUCAGCACGUGCGGGCUUUGAUGCUCAUCAUGCCUACGAUCAAGCGGAGUUGUGGCGGCAGCAUGAUCCGUGGUCAAACUCCCGAAAUCCAUAUCGUUCGAGAGGCUACUAUCCAUCUGCCAGCUGGGAUUGGCAGCAGGACCCGACAUACGACGAUCACCAGGAAAGCUUCUUUCACAGAAACAGAGAUGCGCAGGUCAAUACUGUGAGCACAAAUGGUCGCGUGUUUAUGUUCCUGGCAACGACUACCGUCCUGCUGUACGGCUGGCAAGCCUGGAAUCUGUUUCCUAGUGUGUCCGUUUUGCCACCCACUCAGCUUGUCUCGUCUCUCGGUAAUGCAGGCAAAGCCGACGAAGAGCUGGCCGUCGAUCCCUCGACAGCACGCAUAUGGUCCAACAACUCGAUCCUACAGGCACGCGACGCUCACCACGAGCAGUCUGCUGAUGCGCUUCAAAACGCUCGACGCGACGCGCGGAUGUACGGCGAGCAACGGCGAGACGCCAUUAGGAAGCGGCUAGCUGAUCUCAAGACUGAUGAACUAGCACCGCCAAAUGAGCCGAUCAAACUCGUCGAAGCAAAGUAGAGCUCUGACGGCUAUCAUGAGGCAAUGCAUACAUUUGUCAAGCUCUCACGACUUCCUCCUUCGCACCUAUCAGAUUCUUGCCAUCGUCCUCGCCCACCUCCCCUGUCCAUCCGUUGGCAGCGAGAUAUUCCGCGAAAGCUUCGUCCUCCUUUGCCAGAUCUUCACCUCCGACAUUUGGCAGGAAAAUGUAAGCGUUAAGAACACCAAGGAUGCCGACAAUGGCGGCGACGAUAAACGUCCAUCUCUUGCCCCAGUGAUUCUGGAUGGGCGUGAAGACUUGCGUUCCCACUGCAGCUCCAGUCUUUCCGAUGCAGGCAGACAGACCAUAAGCUGUUCCGCGGAUCGGCG